UAUAUAGCUUACACAUCUCAUCAUUACAACAACAAUAUAUAUAUGGCUUCGAUAACUACUUGGAAGCUGCUUCUGGCUGCAAUGGCAGUGCUAGGCUUCUGGGCUUCUCUAGCCGCAGCAAGAACAGCACCUGAUGCAUCGAUGAUCGAGAGGCAUGAGAAAUGGAUGGUGGAGAACGGCCGUGUUUACAAAGAUGAUGCUGCGAAGGCCAUGAGAUUCAACAUUUUCAAGGAGAAUGUGGAUUAUAUCGAGUCGUUUAAUGAAGCUGCUGCUCGCCCUUACAAGCUCGCUGUCAACAAAUUUGCUGAUUUGAGGAAUGAUGAAUUUAAGGCGUCUAGAAAUGGAUACAGGAUGGGAUCCCUUCCUAAGUCGUCGUCGUCUAAGGUUUCGUCGUUUAGGUAUGAAAAUGUGAGUGCAGCUCCGGCUAGCAUCGACUGGAGGAAGAAGGGCGCUGUUACUGCUGUUAAGGAUCAAGGCCAAUGUGGAUGUUGCUGGGCAUUUUCAGCAGUUGCAGCGACGGAAGGAAUUAAUCAGCUGACAACAGGCAAACUUGUUUCUUUAUCUGAACAACAACUUGUGGAUUGUGACACAACUCAAGAUCAGGGCUGCAAUGGUGGCCUUAUGGAUGAUGCCUUUCAGUAUAUUAUUAGCAACAAAGGCCUCACAACUGAAUCCAACUACCCCUACCAAGGAGUUGAUGGCACCUGCAACUCCAAGAAAGAAUCAUCUGACGCUGCCAAGAUCACAGGGUACGAGGAUGUCCCAGCCAACAGCGAAUCCGCACUGCUUAAAGCAGUGGUGAAUCAACCAGUAUCUGUGGCCAUUGAUGCAAGUGGAUCAGACUUCCAGUUCUACUCGAGUGGAGUAUUCACUGGAGAGUGUGGGACCGAACUAGACCAUGGCGUGACUGCAGUUGGGUAUGGGGCUACCAGUGAUGGAACCAAGUAUUGGCUGGUGAAGAACUCGUGGGGAACAAGCUGGGGAGAUGAGGGAUAUAUCAUGAUGCAGAGGGAUAUUGGUGCAGCAGAAGGGAUCUGUGGCAUUGCCAUGGAAGCUUCUUAUCCAACUGCUUGAAACAUAGGAUGAACUUGUCCUGUUUCCAAUUGAACUACUUCAUUGUAGGCGGUCUAUCAAAAUCACAUGUGUAUAUUAUAUAUAUAUUUAUGUAUGUAUAUUCCCUAUGUUGGAAGAAUUGCUUGUAAAGAAUGGAAUGUUACCUAAGACUUUAGUGUAUGGUAUUCAAGCAGUUUACAUGUUCCUAAUU
Salvia miltiorrhiza (redroot sage) is the source of this 1264-nucleotide messenger RNA. RefSeq names its product senescence-specific cysteine protease SAG39-like. Bases 43 to 1074 code for a protein of 343 amino acids. Lineage: Eukaryota; Viridiplantae; Streptophyta; Magnoliopsida; Lamiales; Lamiaceae. The transcript has 2 exons. Gene Ontology annotation, cellular component: lysosome. Gene Ontology annotation, molecular function: cysteine-type endopeptidase activity. The record is from RefSeq and is a predicted model, not a curated record.